UCUACGUCUUGUCCCACGACCUGCUUUGUCUUGACAUGAUAAUUAAACCUAACAGGGCAAAAUUAAAUGUUUAGCAAGAAAUAGUUGUGAUUUUGUUUAAAGCUAGAGAGUAAUAUAGGAAAACUACAAAGUGGAUCGUAAUAAUGGGAAAAGGGCCCUUCCAUUCGAUGAACCGGAGGAGAAAGAGGAAGAUUACAUCUUCCCAGUCUACUCGGCUCGAUCUCAACAAGAUAUGACUGCAAUGAUCUCUGCCCUUGCUCAAGUUAUGGGAAGUAGUACCCAAAAUAAUCCAAUUCAUGAUAUUCCAUUAGCUAUACCACAAUCCAAUACACAAGGGCUUCAUCCACCACAACCACAGACAGUUCAAGACCAAGGGAGCACACGGAGAAGACACUAUAGAGGCGUGAGGCAAAGGCCGUGGGGCAAAUGGGCUGCAGAGAUAAGGGAUCCAAAUAAAGCAGCAAGAGUUUGGUUAGGUACUUUUGACACUGCAGAAGCUGCGGCACUCGCUUACGACGAAGCAGCUCUUAGGUUUAAAGGAUGCAAAGCUAAGCUCAACUUUCCUGAAAGAGUGCAAGGCAGAACCCAGUCAGGUUUCUUGACUAAUAAUCGCCAACAACAACAACAACAACAACAACAAACCAAUAACAUUACACCUCCUCGACACCCACAAUCACGACAAGAAGUUUUUCAGUAUCCACAAUAUCUUCCAGGCGGCUUAAUGAACUAUUCUAUGCCGCCUGUGGGUCCUUAUUAUAAUGCUGGAAGAAAUCCAGUUCCUUCAACAACUGCAUCUUCCUCUUCAGCAUCAUCGGUACCUUCUCAUCAUGAACAAGAAGAGCUACUACUGAGACAUUCUAUGCAGUUUGGAAGUCCUUAUUCUCAUUCUAAUCCUUCUACUGAUCACUCAUCAAGAGAAUAGAAGGCAAGGGAGCUUCAAGUAAUUUCUGAUUAUGAUUUCAUAGAUGUUGUGUUUCCUUUAAUUAUCAGCUAUUGCAAUUUUUUGCUUUUUACCCCUUCCUAGUUCAUGUAUUCCCAUUUGGGUAAUUGAAGUCAAGAAGAGUGUUGUUUUUA
Jatropha curcas is the source of this 1074-nucleotide messenger RNA. Its product is annotated as Integrase-type DNA-binding superfamily protein. Lineage: Eukaryota; Viridiplantae; Streptophyta; Magnoliopsida; Malpighiales; Euphorbiaceae. Gene Ontology annotation, biological process: regulation of DNA-templated transcription; ethylene-activated signaling pathway. Gene Ontology annotation, molecular function: DNA binding; DNA-binding transcription factor activity. The record is from RefSeq and is a predicted model, not a curated record.